ACGCGGCCUACCUCGUCCCGUCUGGCCGGCCGGGUGGUUGGACGGGAGAGGUGUCGGUCACCGCCCCCGGCCUCCCCCGAUCCGGCUGCGGGCACGGGACGGGGCCGGCCCGGAGGUGCCGCUGCUCCGCGCCUCGCGUGGCGCCCGGGCCGGAGAGAGGGCUGCGGAGCCGCCGCUGCCCGUGGAAGCGGGGAAGGCCGCGGGAUUCUGAUCGCCGUGCGACGCUUCCUUUGUCUGCCUUCGCUUCCCCCUCCCUCCCUCACGCACGGACUGGCGGUUUCUCUCCCUCUUUCUUUUUUUUUCUUUCCCUUCAAGUUGGGUGAGAUCAUCUCGCCCGGAGGCUGAGAUGAGAUGUGACGGAAAUCUUAAGUGGUCUCGUGGUCCGCGAGGUUUCCUCAUCUAAACUCAGUUGUCGUCUUGCAGUCAGGUGGUAGGCGUUCGGAAAGCGCAUACCUCAUGGCAUGGGGGGCAGGGAGCCUUGGAGAGGGGCCAGAGCCUAAAAGCGUGUCGUAUGUGUGGCUUGGUUAGAAACAUCAUCAAUAGUGGAGAAUGGGCCAGAAUAGAUGUGAAUAAAGAAGGAAAGGAGUUAGUCUUGGGCUGGAAAAUGCGAGUUUCUGGUAUGUGGCACCUGUUUCUUUGCAGUGCAAGAGUAAUCCAGAGCUCUAAAUGGGUUUUACAUUUUGAUUUCUUAGUAAAGAGCCUUAAAUUUUCAACUCCUUGAAAUAUUUUAAAGGCCAAAGUAUUUCAUUUUGGUGGUGUCUGAUAACAAACAUGGCUAGUAGCUGUCAUCCUUGCAGUUAUGUUAAGCAGGUGGGACAGCCAAAGGCUUCACGCUUCUUGUGGUUUCUAAGUGAGUCGCUUAAGGAGUGUGAGUAAUCACCCUGCCGUCCCAUUGUCAACAAAACAGAGUUUACUUCAGUUUUUGUGGGUAGUAGAGUUCCAGAUUUUGCAUGAAUGCAGGAGGAAGAGCAGAGAAUCCCUCUUUCACCCAGCAGUUUAAGUUUAGGUUGAGGGAGUCUACAUGCGAUGGGCUUCUCAUCUCAGGAACCUACGUGUGAGUUUCUCUGCAGCAGCCUGGUGCUAUAGGCAGGAAGUCAGUUAAGGUAUGGGAGCUGUAGGGCAGGCACUAACACUUACUGUUAGGUUUUCCUCUCAGUAGCAGCAUUACGUGAAACUAAAUAAACUAUAUCUGUCAUCUUCCAUGUGCUACUUAUCUCAAGUAUUAAGUCAGCUGGAGGCAGAGGCACUUUAAUACUUACUGUGGUAUGGAUUAAGCAUUUUCUUGAUGGCAGUCAAGCGCUGGUGCUGUCAGGAUAGCAAUAGUGCUAUAACCACAUGUUGAGCAGAGGAGGGAUUUUGUUUGGGGGAAGGCAGAGUAGUGAGAUAAAGAGCUGGCUGAGAAAUUGGUGUUUAGAAAUGUGCUGGGAGAAGUGACCUGAUUUGAGCAUAGCCAUUGUGGUAAACAAGAGCCAGUAUUUAACAGCAGAUUGUGAGGCUGAGCACAGAGGGUAACAGUAAAUUAACAGACCCUGCAAACAUGAUGGGAACAGAAAAUGUCUUGAGAGGGGGUACCCAGAUUUCAUGUAGUUUAAGUUAAAUGGGUUUAACAGCUAGGAGGGAAGCAUUACGUACAUCCAAAUGCAGCACUGGAUGCAGGAGACAGAUGUAUGACAAGAUUGACUGGCAUAGUUGGAAGUGCAGUUACUUAUGGUGAAGGGGGAAAAGUGGCAGAUGGGGUGGAAAAUGAGGAGACCAAGGAUGCAUCAGAAUGGAUCCCACAGAGAACAUAAGCAAGGUAUAUUAAAUGUAUGCCAGCGUCUGCUGUUGGCAAAUACAUUUCCUGAUUCUUCGUAUCUGUUGGCAGCAGUGAUUAAGAUUUACUCUUUAAUGAAUGUAUGUUGAUUUGGUUUGCUUGUUGGCUUGUGAACUUGUCUGUGAAGACUAAUUACUUAGUGGGAGUGUGCUGAGAAUGCUGUUCUGUGUUUUCCCGUUUAACACUUGAAGAGAUUGACAUGCUGGUGAAUUGACCCCUCAUAAAGAAGUAUUUACCCAAUAACUUCUUCUCCACGAUUAAACAGAGUGCUAGUGCUGCAUGGCGAUUCCUGGUAAUCUCAUUAGAGAAGUGAUCUGUUCUGUCAGUUGUCUACCACAGCAAGUAUUACAGAUGGCUUUUGUUAAAUGUGAAGCCCCAUUGAAAGGAUGACUCCCUGCUUUCUCUUCUUUAAAACUGAGUAUUGAAGAACAGGUAUGGCCAAGAACAGGGCAAUUCAUUCCUUUGUUAGCUAAUGCUUGGACUAGAGAUUGCAAGGAAAACGUCAAAGUUGUGUCAGAAAGUCAAAAGGGUAACUUCUACCAAAAAUAUAUCUGUAGGCUUUGUGCUAUGGGAGUGGUAGUAAGGACAGAGAUAAUGCUGUAAUGUGCUUAUCAGUAAACAUUUCAAGAGUCCUCCAAAGCAGUAACUGGUUUGGUUUUUUUUUGGAAGUCUACACUGGGUAAUUACAGAACAAUGCUUUCAGUGAUAUUUAGCUUCUGAAGUACUACACGCUGCUGUUUUACUUGGGAAAGGCAGCCUGGCAUCAUGGAUCGCUCCCGGCACCGUGCAGGGAAUGGCAAUGAACAGGCAUCUUCACGAGAGCGUGGUUAUGGUGAAGAUGAGAGGCAACGACAGCUGGAGCGCCUCAGCAGGGAAGAAGCCUAUUACCAGUUCAUCAAUGAACUCAAUGAAGAAGACUACAGGUUGAUGAGAGACCACAACCUGCUUGGCACUCCUGGGGAAAUAACAGCGGAAGAGUUGCAGCAACGUUUGGAAGGAGCUAAGGAGCGUCUGGCAUCACAGACUGAUCUGGAAAACAGAGAAGGUGAAGGUAGAACUGCUGGAGAUUCUGAUGUUCUUGCAGAAAACUCAAAUGGCGAUUCUUUGCUUGAAUGGCUGAACACAUUUCGUCGCACAGGAAAUGCCACUCGUAGCGGACAGAGUGGGAACCAAACCUGGAGAGCUGUGAGUCGAACAAAUCCAAACAGCGGUGAAUUUCGGUUUAGUCUUGAAAUCAACAUAAAUCACGAGCAUAACAAUUUUGAAACCACUGGUGAAGAAUAUGUGGGUAUAGAUCAUAGCAGAACAUAUUCAGAAAGAAGACAUCAAAGAGCUUUCAGUCCAAUAACCGCACGAACAAGAAGCCAGACAAGAAGAGAAGCAAACAGCCGGGCUGCAAGCACUGCACGGACCAGGUCUUUAAGAAGUUCUGUGGUGCAAAGCUCUGAAGCAGCCUCUCAUCCAGUCUCAGGGAGGCUCAGGAGUAGAACGAGGGAGUCGACUGGCCUUCACCAAACAAAUACUACACGUCACAGUUCUACAACUGCUGAUGAACAAAGAGAAAUGCCGGAAAGAGGUACUUCUACGAGAGUUGGAAGGCACAGUAGAUCUAGAACUAACGUUCAGGUGAAUAGAAACCAAAGACUGGAAAUUCUACGGUUGAGGUCUACUUUGAGUAGCCGAAGCCGCUCUCCACUGCAAAGGCAAAGUGGGACUGCUUAUUCUGAAGAACGUGGGCAGAGGCACGAUAGAAGUACACCACAAGCUAGUAGAAGCAGAAGGCAAACAGUGCAGCAUCCUCAGCAGCCUGCUGAAGAACAAGCAAGAAAUAACGCUCAGACGCCUCAUCUUUCCUCUGCACCCCCAUCCUCAGGAUUAACUGCAGAAGAGGAGGAAUCUAGUAGGCCGGUAGCUGCUGUUAGAAGGCAUCCAACAAUUACACUAGAUCUUCAAGUGAGAAGAAUUCGUCCUGGAGAAAACAGAGAUCGGGACAGUAUUGCUAGUAGAACUCGUUCUAGAGUAGGAAUGGCAGAAAACACAGUUACUUUUGAAAGUGACAGUGGGGGAUUUCGGCGGACGAUAUCACGAUCAGAACGUGCAGGUAUUCGAACCUACGUUAGCACUAUACGGAUACCUCUUCGUCGGAUUUCAGAAACUGGACUUGGUGAGCCUUCAUCAGUGGCUCUUCGGUCAAUCCUUAGACAAAUUAUGACAGGUUUUGGAGAACUGAGUUCUUUAAUGGAAACUGAAUCUAACUCAGAAAUGCAGAGAGGUGCUCAUCACUUAGCAGAUGUACGGGCAGAGCAGAAUAACUCAAGUUUAGUAAACAAUAGCAGUGAUCCAAGUGAGGUUUCUUCUCGGAAUAGGCAGAUAGUAGAAGACGACAGUGAAAGAAAUGGACAGAGUGAUGAUACACGACGCUAUGGUAGCGGUAAUGAAAACCAGGAUAGCAGACAGUCUCAAGAUGCUAACAACCUAGUGGAAAAUGGAACUCUGCCCAUCCUUCGGCUUGCCCACUUCUUCCUGCUGAAUGAGGACGAUGAAGAUGAGCGUUUAAGAGGUUUAACCAAAGAGCAGAUUGACAAUCUUUCUACUCGGAAUUAUGGGGAUAUUCACACCGACGAGGAAAUAAGUAAAACAUGUAGUGUUUGCAUUAAUGAAUAUGUAACAGGAAAUAAGCUUAGGCAGUUACCUUGCAUGCAUGAAUUUCAUAUUCAUUGUAUAGAUCGCUGGCUUUCUGAAAAUUCCACUUGCCCAAUUUGUCGGCAGCCUGUACUGGGGUCUAAUGCCACAGACAGUGGCUAAAAUCAUUUGUACUACUCAGUAUUCAAGGAUCUACUUCUGCUCUGUUUAUGAUGAGCCAGAUCAAAUAAAGUGACUUGCAUAGGGGUCCAUUUGUGUGGGGAGUUUUGUUAGAUUUCUUUAAAAAUAAUAGGGAACUUGUCUAAAUCUAGCAAUGUAAAUAACUAUUUUUCUCCAAGUGCAGAUCUAGGAGUACACGUAGAACCAAAUGAUAUCGGUAAAGUUUAUAUUUUUUUAGGUAAUUUUGUUAUGCUAAGCACUUUUGUAAAUAGAGAAAUGCAAUAGUUAAUCGGUCCUGCUUAUUGUAUGGUUUUUUUAACAGUGUAACGGACUCACUUUAUUUAGAUUACAAAUUGUUUCACACAGACCUACCACUGUGUUGAAAGAUUAGUGUCUAAAUAGCCAUUCAUUAGCUUUUUGUUCUAAGAACAAUUUCUUUUACAGAGUCUCUUGCUGGAUAUGUUUGCUAAAGAUAUUUAAGUUACUUGAAGUGCUCAUUUUAAUAUACAGUAUAUUUUUUUGAACAUCAAAUAUCCUUUCCAAAAACUUGCCAAUUUGGUUCUAUUUAAAAUUUUUAUGGCAAUUUUUGCAUGUGGUUUUACACAAUGCUUAACGCUGACAAGUUCAUGUUCAAAAGCGGAUGGGUUAGUGAUAUAAAAUGUACAUAAUUAAAAGCUGUCUUUGACAAUCGCUGUCUUUUCAGUACAGACAGCAGUCACAUUGAUGACAAUUCCAAGAGUGUGUCUUAACAAACCUAUUUGCUCAAAGAGUAAAUGAGCAUUGAGAAAGCCUUUUUACUUUUCCAAAUUACUCAAUAUUCAUGUUUUUUUUAACUUCCUUAGUUUAAAGAAGGAAGCAAUUCCUCAACCAUUAUACUGUCUACAAUAUGCAUGUUUUGUGCAUCCUACUCAGAAAAACAAAGGCUUGAAGUUUUUUUGUACAGAAUUUUAAGGUACGUGUGUUAUUAGUCCUCUUAAAACAUGCCUGAGGACCAAAUGGCAAAAGACACUAAAAAAGGCAAAAUAAGCUUCCUUUGAAGUCCCCAAAUUACUGUAUCAUUAGAUAUUAAACUUUAUACCAGUAACUUAUAAAGAAAUAAAGUUGCAAAGUAAAUAA
Molecule: messenger RNA, 5731 nt
Organism: Coturnix japonica (Japanese quail)
Lineage: Eukaryota; Metazoa; Chordata; Aves; Galliformes; Phasianidae
Gene: RNF6
Product: ring finger protein 6
Biological process (GO): protein ubiquitination; ubiquitin-dependent protein catabolic process; positive regulation of DNA-templated transcription
Cellular component (GO): nucleus
Molecular function (GO): ubiquitin protein ligase activity
Source: RefSeq, a predicted model, not a curated record